AUGGACGCAAAAGCAAGACUCGCAGCUCUCAAAAGAAAGCGCAUGGAAGCAAAGACUGCGAAUCACAGGGAUGUUGUUGAGGAGGAUCGCGUCGCGAAACUACCGGCUAACUUCGAAGCAAAGAAAGAGCGAGCUCAAUAUGAACUUUCUGAAAUUGAACGAAAGAAAGAAAUCGAAGCAGCAGGUGGCAAUUACGAGCGUGCGAAGAUGCUGAACAAAACAGCGCUGGAUUUGGAGAGAAAAGAUGCGAAACGCAAACGCACGAAGAACCCGGACCCCGGCUUCAUCUCCUGGGAAGAUAAUACUGCAAGACAAUAUAAUAGACUCACACGGGACUUCAAAGUGGAUAUGGAAAAGUACGAGCAAGAAAAGCAAGAAUAUGGGGAUGACUUCUACGCCGGACUUUCCACAGCUUCCAUUCUUCCAGGAAGACUCAAGGACUCUGAAGAAGCAAAAUCGAGACUCGUCAAUGUUGUCAAGGCACAAAUCGAGAAGAGAAAGAACUUCCACAGACGACGCAUGCACGACGAAGACAAGGACAUUACUUACAUCAACGAGCGAAACAGAAAAUUCAACGAGAAAAUUGACCGUAGCUACUCCAAGUACACACAAGAGAUCAAGCAAAACUUGGAGCGUGGAACUGCCAUCUAA
Molecule: messenger RNA, 651 nt
Organism: Oikopleura dioica
Lineage: Eukaryota; Metazoa; Chordata; Appendicularia; Copelata; Oikopleuridae
Source: the annotation of a GenBank genome assembly